CAGUGCCAUUCAUUCUCACAACAACUACAAAAGCAAAGCCGCUGACACCCAUGGCUGGAGCGUCGCCGCCGUUGUGUUUGGUGGUUUUGGUUGUUUGUUUAUUGGGGUUUUCCGGCGCCGCCGAUAUGAACGGGGAGCUGGAGAUCACGUGGGGUGGCGACCGAGCCAAGUUUCUGGACGGCGGAAAUGAGCUGACGCUGUCGCUUGACAAAGGCUCCGGCUCCGGCUUCUGGUCGAGGAACCAAUAUUUGUUUGCCAAAAUCGACAUGCAGAUCAAGCUCGUCCCCGGAAACUCCGCCGGCACGGUCACGGCGUAUUACUUACGUUCAGAAGAGUCAAAGUGGGAUGAGAUAGACUUCGAGUUCUUGGGAAAUCUUAGUGGUGAGCCAUAUAUUGUUCAUACAAACAUCUUCGUUCAAGGUAAAGGUGAUAGAGAGCAACAAUUCUACCUCUGGUUUGAUCCAACCGCUGAUUUUCACACUUAUUCCUUUCUAUGGAAUCUCAAAAAUAUCAUAUUGUACGUGGAUGGGACUCCGAUAAGAGAGUUCAAGAACAUGGAAUCCAAGGGCAUUCCAUUCCCCAAAAACCAGGCAUUGAGGCUACAAUCAAGCCUGUGGAACGGCGACAGCUGGGCCACAUGGGGAGGCCGAGUGAGGAUCGAUUGGUCUCAGGCUCCUUUCACUGCUGCCUACACAAACUUCAACGACGAUCAGGCAUGCAUUUGGUCCUCCUCAGCCUCCUCCUCUUGCGCUGCCUCAUCCAAAGACGAUUCUUGGCUGUCCCAACAGUUGGACUCGGCCGCACACCAAAAGCUCGAGUGGGUGCACAAAAAUUACAUGAUUUAUAACUAUUGCACUGAUUUCAAGAGGUUCCCCCAAGGCCUCGCCCCUGAGUGUGUCACCCAAGGAUAGAUCAAACUACCUCUUUGUUUAUUAACGAAUCACUUCUGCAAUAGCUCAACUCGAAGUAUUAUUGACUUCGAAGUACUAUAAUCUAAUAGUUUGGAAUAAAAAAUAGAAGAAACCUACGACUU
Molecule: messenger RNA, 1033 nt
Organism: Cucurbita moschata (crookneck pumpkin)
Lineage: Eukaryota; Viridiplantae; Streptophyta; Magnoliopsida; Cucurbitales; Cucurbitaceae
Product: probable xyloglucan endotransglucosylase/hydrolase protein 23
Exons: 4
Coding region: 51-911 (286 amino acids)
Biological process (GO): xyloglucan metabolic process; cell wall biogenesis
Cellular component (GO): apoplast; cell wall
Molecular function (GO): hydrolase activity, hydrolyzing O-glycosyl compounds; xyloglucan:xyloglucosyl transferase activity
Source: RefSeq, a predicted model, not a curated record